Messenger RNA from Lotus japonicus, 1368 nucleotides. RefSeq lists its product as uncharacterized. The record is from RefSeq and is a predicted model, not a curated record. NCBI's taxonomy places the organism in Eukaryota, Viridiplantae, Streptophyta, Magnoliopsida, Fabales, Fabaceae. The coding region runs from base 1 to 1368 and encodes 455 amino acids. The transcript has a single exon.
AUGGAAGAAGCACAAGCUGAAGCAAGAAAUCGAGCUGAGUAUGAAGCGAGAGUGGAAGCUGAAGUUGAAGCUCGGAUUCUUCGCCAGAAAGAAGAAGAAGCUGAACGUGAUGCUCAGAGACCAUUGAGGGAAAUCACUGCCCCUCGUAUGAGCUAUACAUAUGAGGGCAGCGUUGUCCAUCCAGCAGACAUACCGGACAACUUUCAGAUUCCACAUCAUUAUAUUCAGUUGGUGAGCCAGCAUCAGUUUGGAGGUAAAGCUACUGAGGAUCCGCAUGCUCACAUGGACAGAUUCACCAGACAUUGUGAGUCUCUGAAAAGGCGUGAAGUCAGCUUGGAUACAGUCCGGAUGAUUCUUUUUCACUACACUUUGAAGGAUGUUGCAGAAGAUUGGUUGAGGUCACAACCCCCUAACAACAUUCGAACAUGGGAGGACUUGGCGGAAAAAUUUAUCGCCAAAUUCUUUCCAUCCACACGCAUCAGAAAGGCGAAGCAUGAAAUUUAUGCAUUUAAACAGAGCAAAUCUGAAAAUUUGUAUGAGGCUUGGAAGCGAUUCCAAGAACUUCUGAGGAAGUGUCCAGGUCAUAAUAUUUCUGCCGGUGAACAAGUGGACAAAUUCUACUCAUCAUUGUGUGAGUACGCAAGAGGUAUGUUGGACGCAACAGCUAAUAGUGCAUUUGAUUCACUGCCUGCACACAGAGCUCUUGAGAUCAUCGACAAUUUGGCCACUAGAUCUUCACAGUCGGAUUAUGAUAGGGAGAAUCGGGAAAGUGUGCAUGAAGUUAGAACAAAUGAUGAUGUUCUCGCCUCCAAUAGGAAGUUGUCACAAAAGAUGGAUUCCAUAGUACAACGUUUGGACGGUCGGAAACCAAGUGUUGAAGAUGCUGAUUUUGACGAGGAAGUGAAGGCAAUGGGUAAUCCUCAAAACAACCCUUACUCAAAUACCUACAAUCCGGGUUGGAGGAAUAACCCUAACUUCUCAUGGAGAGAUCAAGACAAGUUUGGAAAUUCGAGGCAGUACUCUAAUAAAAGGGGUUAUAGUCAAGAUCAAAAACCUCCGUCCUCUCAAGAGCAAGGAAGUGGAAAGAAGAGCCUGGAAGAUAUUGUGGGAGAACUGGCACAAGCUACUAGCAAGCUUCAAGUGUCGACAGAUAGCUUCAUCAAAGAAUCCAGAAAUAUCUUUAAGAAUCAGGAGGCUUCGAUAAAAAAUUUGGAGAAUCAGGUCGGUCAAAUUUCCAAACAGUUAUCUGAGAGACCUCCAGGUAUGUUUCCUAGUAACACUGUGCCUAAUCGUAGGGAGAAUUUUUCUGCUGUUACUCUAAGAAGUGGAAAAGUUAUGCAUGGAAUUGAAAAGAAAAAAAAUAAUUAA